CUAAUUAAGUCACUCCAGCACACAUUUGCUCGUGAAUGUAGUGUCGUGUAAAUGUAGCUUCCCGUUCACUUUCUAUGCAACCUGUUUAGAGACUGAUCAUCAUUUAUUCCGACUCGUUGAUGGGUCACAGAUGGUGUUUGGACGUUGCGUCAAACGAAUAGGCUGUGUAGUUGUUGGAGUGAUCUUCAAGUGUCCCUGAUCGAUAGCCUAGUUCCAGUACUGUUGGACGCCUUUUCUGACUUGUUUUCGUGAUAGAGGAUAAUGGAAAAAGAUGGUGAUGCAAGUAACAUGUUCAAAUGGAAGGAAAACCCUGCCACGCUUCUCCCUUACACGCCACCCGAUUGGGCAUCACAUUUGAAUGGGUCUCCAACAGUAAGAAUCAAGUUAUUCCAACCGAUGACACCGAUACAUAUGUGGAAGAUUCCCGGCCUACCUGACGACGUGGAACUGUACAUCAAACGUGACGACAUGACGGGAGCGGCACUGACCGGUAACAAGGUUAGGAAAUUGGAGUUUCUAUUGGCAGAAGCUUUGGCAUCGAAAUGUAAUGCAGUGAUUACAUGUGGGGCUGUCCUAUCAAAUCAUUGCAGAACAACGGCAGUGGCCGCUGGGAUACUUGGGUUGGAGGCUCAUCUUCUGCUGCGAUCCAAAAUCAAGAAUCCUGAAGAUAUAGUACCUCGAGGAAACGUGUUACUGAACAGACUGGUCGGAGCCCAGCAAUAUCUCAUCCCCAACGAAGCUAAUCUUGACACCGAGAUCGUCCCGAGAAUGCAGAUAUUAGCCAAGCAGCUAAGUGAUAUCCGUAACAUUAAGUCAUAUUUGAUCCCUGUGGGAAAGCCAAGCACAACAGCAGUCCAAGGAUAUUUAUGGGCAUGGCAAGAACUUCUUGAUCAAGGUAUCCAAGAAAGAUUUGAUGACGUCAUUGUGACAAUUGCUACUGGUGAAAAUGCAGCGGGCCUUGCCAUCGGAAAUUAUCUUACAGGAUCAAAAUUAAAAAAUAACGAGAAAAUUGGAUUAAAAACUCACACUGACCGGAAGGAAACAAAAAAGAAACGACUGUAUGCCUAUUGGGUUAAAUAUACACAUUUUCUUAAAGAUUUCAUCAGGAAGGUUGCUAUGACGACGGGUGUUUUAUUGGAUCCAACAUACACGGGGAAAGCAGCGAGCGGGAUGUCACAUGAUCUUACAUAUGACCGAUCAAAAUUUCAAGGCAAUAGAAUUCUUUUUAUUCACACAGGUGGAAUAUUCGGAUUAUACGACGGGCGUAUGACCAACAUACUAAGCGAAUCGAGAGACGAUCAAUCACAAAUGAAAGUGUGGAUGGAUCUAGCAGACGACCCAAUUCCGGUGCCAGCUGACAAGAGGAAUACGAAUGGCCACCAAUAUCAACCAAAUCCCAUCACACUCAACCAUCACUUCAAUGAGGACAUGCAUAUUAGUCUGACAUGAAACCAGUUGAAAGGAUGUCAUUAUGAAAAGAUUAAUUAGGAUAUGAUGAUAGUAAUAUAAAAUUAUACAAUGUUACAGACGUACUUUUUUUAACAUUGGUGGUUUAAUAUUUUAGAAUUAGAAAUGCAAUUUUGGGACAGAAAACAGUAAAUCUAUACCAGUGGUUUAUAUGUAUAUUUUAAGUACGGUACAUUUUAUAUAAUUUAGUACUAUGGAGAGUUUAUGAUGACGUUUUUAGCUAUCGGUGCCCAUCAAUCUCGUGUCUAACACAUUAUAUUUGUCAGUUUUCCGAAUAGGCGUAUCGUUAUGUAGAACAUUAGGAGUUAUGGUUAAACCUAGGGCCUACUUGAUAAAAUGGCCGCCUGAGGGGCAGCGCCUUUCUAAGGAAGAAUAGCGAGGUUUCUAACAAAUCAACGAAAAUUAUUAAAAACCUCAUCAUUUCGCAGGUCACGCAACUCUAUUAAAUUAUAAUAAUUAAUGCGAAGUAUGCUUCUCGACUUUCAAUUUUUAAAGUGGAUACAUUCGGGAAAUUUCCACUUAGAAUACAAAAUUAGGAAAAAAUAUGAGUAACCUUGAUAAACUUUUACUGAAUUAUUUAAAAACAAUUAUCUUCAUGAAUUAUUGAUACUAUUAUAAGCCUACAUGAAUUAAUUUGCAUAAUUCGAGGCUCGGUAAAUUGUGUAAGGUAAGUGUAUAGUGGAACGGGUAAAGUGGUAAUUAAAUCGAUUUAGCAACGUUUAACUUAAUUUAUGCAUGUGCCUAAAAACAGUAUUAUAACUUAUAAAAACGUCAUAACCUUUUAAGAAUCGAAGUCGCAAAAGAUAAUAUUAUGCGGCAGAAAUUCAUACACAUGAAUUCACAAACAACAAUUAAUUAACACCAUAUAAAACAAAUUACGGAGUGUAUACCAUUUUGAUGGAAAUAUACGAAAGUAAAAACAUAUUAUAGGGAAUUUUAUGCAAUUAUAAUUAUAAAAUAAAAGAGCCUAUAUGACUAUAAGAUAUAAUGAGUGCAAUAAAGGUCUACACAAAUGCUAUAUAAAUCCGCUAUCUGAAGCUUACUAAUAAUGCAUAGGCCCUAUCAGCAAGAAGUGAGUUGAGUACCAUUCUGUGCGCAGUAGUAACAAAUCAUAAAUAUGAAGGUAACUUAUGGCAAUAUUUUGUGAUUUUUUUUUUUUUGCUCAAUCUCGUGAUUGUAAAGACUCUAGAGAUUCUUGAUGGAAGCACUGCGACUUAACUAUGACACCUGACUGAAAUCUGUCAAAUCUUAGCAAAUGUGGUUUCCUGAACAUUUUCCGGCACUUAAAACUCGAGUCCAUAUUCAUUGGUAUUUCACGUCGCAAAAUAAGUGGCUUUAAUAAAUUUUACAAUGCUAUAAAGCAAGUAAAUAACCAUAAAAUAAUUAAUGUAACUCAUAAAAAUACAUCAAAUUUCUAUAACAUUUUUUUUUAAAUGAAAUAACUUAAUUAGAACAAAAAUGUGCAUACUGGAUGUGCAUAUUGGAAAGGCCUAUGUGUAUGACUAGCGGGUUAAGUAUCAUAACAAUAAUAUGUAUAUCUUCCAUAACCAUACUCUUUUCUACUUGUGUUUUAUAUUAAAAAAAGGUUAACUUUUAGUAUAGGGCUGCUUGUAGAACUAAUAUGGUCUUCUUUUCUUCCGGUAAUUUGCAUUGCCUACAUAUUUUACGCGUGCGGACAGACGACUAGCGGUAACCUGAUUCCAAAAUUUGGCGUAAGAAAAAAAAAUCAACUGUUGCAUAUUAAUAAGUAAGUUUUAAUGAGACGAAAAGCAGUCUGCGACGCUUUGACAUCAUUUUAAGGCACGUACACAUGCGUAGCGUAAUCAAUUCAUAAUUUUUGGAUCUCGGCGAGUACAUUGAUUUAGUAUAAUUAUGAAUUUUUUUUUUUAUACAACGGGAAUAUUUAUUUAUACUUAAUACAAUACUGGUAUAAGCCCUUAACAUUGCUGAUAUUUUAGUGUUCCUUUUCAUAGUCUAACACAUGAUUUUAUUUUAUUGCUGGUUUGCAAAUAAAAAUCCGAUAGAGUGAAUAAGUCGAAUGCAAUAAUAUACUAGUAAUAUUCUUAAUAAAAUAUUAUAAUAGUAACUAUUUAUAUUAUUAAUGUGUAUUUUAGCUUUACUAAGCCUGAAGUAGGGUAGACAUAAAGAAUGAAAUAGUGCGUGCUGUCUGCGAACACAUACAUUCGGUAGUCUAUUUUAGUUCAAUUUGAAUUAAAUUUGUUCUCAAUUAAUGA
This is a messenger RNA of Anneissia japonica, 3701 nucleotides long. Its product is annotated as bifunctional D-cysteine desulfhydrase/1-aminocyclopropane-1-carboxylate deaminase, mitochondrial-like. The coding region runs from base 262 to 1449 and encodes 395 amino acids. The transcript has 10 exons. The record is from RefSeq and is a predicted model, not a curated record. NCBI's taxonomy places the organism in Eukaryota, Metazoa, Echinodermata, Crinoidea, Comatulida, Comatulidae. Gene Ontology annotation, molecular function: D-cysteine desulfhydrase activity.